Quercus robur (English oak) is the source of this 1985-nucleotide messenger RNA. RefSeq names its product alternative NAD(P)H-ubiquinone oxidoreductase C1, chloroplastic/mitochondrial. The transcript is spliced from 11 exons. The coding region runs from base 96 to 1727 and encodes 543 amino acids. Gene Ontology annotation, biological process: phylloquinone biosynthetic process; aerobic electron transport chain. Gene Ontology annotation, cellular component: chloroplast. Gene Ontology annotation, molecular function: NAD(P)H dehydrogenase (quinone) activity. NCBI's taxonomy places the organism in Eukaryota, Viridiplantae, Streptophyta, Magnoliopsida, Fagales, Fagaceae. The record is from RefSeq and is a predicted model, not a curated record.
CAUAUAUAACAUAAAAAAAAGCCAAUUCACUCUCUAAAAGCUGUUACGGGUUAGACUCACUAAAAUCCCUAAUUGCACGCUCGCACAGAUCGGUAAUGGCACACAUUGCGUUAUCUACUUCAGCUUCAGCUUCAGCUACGCUACUCUUACCCUUCAAUCGAGGAGCAAAGCAAUGGACAAACAAGCUAUUUCCCGGAUUUCCGAAAAGAUAUGGGACCGGCUUCUCGUUAUUUCCGAACAAAGUAGUUCGAUUCGUUCGUUCGGGUGUGACUGUGGCGAAUGGAGGUGUUUUGGAAAUUUCUGAAGGUGAAAAAGCUCCGAGGUCUUAUGUUUGGCAAGACAACAAGAAGCCAAGGGUGUGUAUACUAGGUGGUGGAUUUGGAGGCUUAUAUACUGCUUUGAGACUAGAAUCACUUGUGUGGCCUGAUGACAAAAAACCUCAGGUGCUUCUUGUCGACCAGUCUGAACAUUUUGUUUUUAAGCCAAUGUUGUAUGAGCUUCUAUCUGGAGAAGUAGAUGCAUGGGAAAUAGCUCCUCGUUUCUUGGAUUUGCUGGCAAACACCAGUGUGCAGUUUUUUCAAGACAGGGUAAAACUAUUGCAUCCAGCCGAUCAUUUGGGAAUGAAUGGGCCCUCCAGAUCUCGUUGUGGAGGAACUGUGCAUCUUGAAAGUGGCCUCCUUAUUGAAUAUGACUGGCUGGUUCUUGCCUUGGGAGCUGAAUCAAAACUUGAUUUUGUACCAGGAGCAUUAGAGUUUGCAUUGCCAUUCUCCACCCUAGAGGAUGCACACAAGGUUGACAAUAAGCUAAGAACACUAGAGAGGAUGAACUUUGGCAAGGGCACUCCGAUUCGUGUGGUUGUUGUUGGUUGUGGUUACGCUGGGGUUGAGUUAGCUGCCACAGUAGCAGAGAGACUGCAGGAUGGAGGGAUUGUGCAAGCAAUUAAUGUGGAUACCACAAUCUGCCCAACUGCCCCACCUGGGAAUAGAGAAGCUGCCUUAAAAGUUCUUUCAUCUAGGAAAGUUCAACUACUAUUGGGUUAUUUUGUCCGCUCUAUUCAGAGAGUGGGCAAUGCAGAAGCUUCAGAAAAGCUGACUGACAGUGGAGCAGUUCCGGGUAUUGCUGCAGAACAUGAUCAUGAGAAAUAUAUAUUGGAACUUCAACCUGCUGAAAGGGGAUUUCAAAGGCAAAUCAUCGAGGCAGAUCUAGUAUUAUGGACUGUUGGAUCUAAACCUCUUCUUCCUCUGCUGGAACCCGGUGACAAGCCUCAUGAGCUUCCCCUAAAUGCUCGAGGACAAGCAGAAACAGAUGAAACCCUUCGUGUUAAGGGUCACCCUCGCAUAUUUGCACUUGGUGACUCUUCUUCUUUAAGAGACUCAAAUGGAAGGCUUCUUCCAGCCACUGCGCAGGUUGCAUUUCAGCAAGCAGACUUUGCUGGUUGGAAUAUAUGGGCAGCUAUCAAUGACCGUCCUCUUUUGCCAUUUAGGUUCCAGAAUUUAGGUGAGAUGAUGACUCUGGGGAGUAAUGAUGCUGCUAUUUCACCAAGUUUUAUAGAGGGGCUAACGUUAGAAGGUCCUAUUGGUCAUACUGCAAGGAAAAUAGCAUACUUGAUCAGAUUACCUACAGAUGAGCAUAGGCUUAAAGUGGGUAUCAGCUGGCUUACAAAAUCUGCUAUAAAUUCAGUUUCAUCGCUGCAAAGCACCCUAAGUAAGGUUCUCUCAGGCUCAUAGACUAUUCCUUGUCUAUUUUGUAGAACAUGGUUAAUUAGCUCUUCCAGUUGUACAGUAUUUUUUUUUCUUUUUCUUUUUUUUAUGUAAUGACUUUUAAAAUUCCAUUUGAUUUCGAGAAAGAGGGACACAAAUAGUCAUAGAACGGAUACUAUAUCUGGCUAACAGUAGAGGGUUGUACAAUUUGAUUAAUGUUUUUUAUCUAUAGAGUUUUUCUUAAGCAAGACGAAUGAAAUAUCAAUAUUGCCUAAAUCUUGCCAA